UCAAUGAAAACUGGACAGAAAAAGCAGCCGGCUUCAAUGACACAGAACAGUGUUUGGACGGCUGGGUUUUCAGCACUGACAAAUACACCACCACCAUCGUUUCUGAGGUUCAGUACUGCCUAAAUGAUCACUGACAGUCAGCCUGUAGUACACGAAUUGUUUCGUAUGGCUGUGACAUUAAAAGACUUCGAGAGCUAAAACAUUGGGAUCUUGUGUGCGACAAUGCAUGGAAAGUCCCUUUCUCCACCUCUUUCUUCUUUGUGGGGGCACUUAUUGGAUCUUUUAUUAGUGGACAUCUAUCAGACCGGUAAGUCUGUCAUAUAAAAAUAUGUAAUCAACCUUUGUUUAAAAAACGUUAAGAUAAGAAAAGGAGGCUGAAAGAUAUCGUGGCUUUAACAAGUAGCCUUUGUCUUUUUUUUCUUCACGAGGAAAGGUUAAAAAAGAUUUUUUUCUUACCUGGGUGAAUUGAAAAAACAUAAAAAGCUUUUGAUAUAUGAUUACUAAAGUGACCUACAAAUAAAACUAGUUGCUUUAAAGUUUUAGGAGGAGGGUUAAAUUGUUUUCAGAACAGAGUUGUCCAGAUAAGUCAUGUAAAAAUAUUUAAUACUGCAGUCUGAAAGAUGGAGGAGUGUGGCUCAAAGAGGCUCCUAAAUUUAGGUCUGUGUAUUAAAUGUGCAUGUUCUUUUGUGUGAGUAUGUAUUUCCUGGCUGAAAACUAUCAAGAGUGUAUUUAGAACUCUGCAGGUUUGAGGUUGAAGCCUGCAGAGCUGUUUUCAUGUCAUCUGAGGCUUGUGUUUGUUUCCAGUUUGGAUUCUAUGAUCCGCUUGUCUCAGCAAGUUGUUUGGUAAACGGAUCAAAGAUCUGGAAGCAGAUAUUCAGUCUAAAUAUCCAGGUAGUGGGCAACAGAGCAACAUGUAGUAGUGUACGCACUACUGUGGUAGAAGGGAAUCUUUUUCUUAGUUCAUAACAAGCAGGCAAAGCUACAAGUAAAGAUUGUCUCUUUCACUUUUAGUUAUUGGUAUUUGAGUUGUUUUUUUAUUUAAAAAUUUUUUUAUAUAUAUAUAUUUACAUAUGUAUUAUUUGAUGAGCUGAAACCAAACAAUUUUUAACAGUGGUGCUGACAGAAAACAAUUAAAACCCAUACCAUCUGAGAGAAUCAAAAAAAUAGAGAGAAGUAAAACUGAUAACCAGCCCAAACUCACUAUGAUACUGUUAUGUUUUCAUGACAUUACAUCUUUACAUCUCUGUAUUCCCUAUUUCUUCAUAACUUUUCUUACAGAUUUGGUAGAAAGCCAGUAUUUUUUUUCACUAUGAUCCUACAAACAGUCACCGCCUUGAUCCAGGUCACCUCCGUCAGCUGGGUCAUGUUCACUAUCCUCAACUGUCUAAGAGGACUUGGCCAAAUUUCCAAUUUCAUUGCAUCACUCGUACUCGGUUCUGAAAUGCUGAGUAAGUCUGCCAGGGUGACCUACAUUCUGCUGGGACACAGUCUUGGGUUUGGCUUUGGUUAUGCCUUAUUGCCCCUCUUUGCUUACUUCAUACGUGGCUGGAGGAUGCUGCUGGUUGCUGCUGCCCUCCCAGGCUUCCUAUUUAUUCCAACGUGGUGCUUGAUUCCUGAGUCGCCUCGUUGGCUUUUGCAGAAAGGUCGAGUGGAGGAGGCUGAGCUUGUCAUACGUAAGGCUGCCCAGUGGAACAGAGUCCCCGCCCCUGAGGUCAUAUUCAGAGCUGGGGAUUGCUUGGAGCUCAUGCAAAAUAAAGAUGAAGAACAGCAGACAUACACUUACAUGGACUUGAUGCGCACCCAUAACAUAAGGAACAUAACAAUUUUAGGUGUUUUCAUAUGGAUCUCUGUGGCCAUGGUCUACUAUGGGCUCUCUCUCAAUAGCAGCAACCUGCAUGGAAACAUCUACCUCAACUGCUUCAUUUCUGCAGCCAUUGACAUUGUUGUGUAUGUAGCCACCUGGCUUCUGAUUGAUAGGGCUCCACGGCCCACUUUACUCUUCACCACGCUGAUGUUCUGCGGUAUCAUGCUUCUGGUUAUAAAGCUGGUUCCUGAAGACAUGCCCAUCAUGGUCCAGGUGUUGGCUUUGGUGGGAAAGACCGGUGUAUCUGCUGCUUACUGCUUUAUCUACGUGUUUUUCACUGAGCUGAUGCCCACUGUGGUCAGGAACAUGGGCUUGGGGAUCUGCGCCACAGCUGCACGAAUAGGAGCUAUCAUAUGUCCUUAUUUACUUUACAUGGGUCUAUACAGCAAGAUCCUUCCCUACAUCAUUUUUGGCACAGCCAGUAUUAUGGCUGCUGCCAUUAGCAUGUUGUUGCCAGACACCAGAAACAGCAAACUCCCUGACCUUCUCAUCCAGACCAAACACAUCAGACGCUUCUCCUGCUGUUCAAAGGAAGCUCUUUCAACCCGACCUGAUGCAACUGAAGGCUUCAAAGAAGUGAACUAGAGUGCCAUCUACUGAAAGGAAAUCACACAGCAAGUGUGGAAGGACCACAUGCAUUUGAAAAUGAACUACAUGUAUCGUUAGCUUUAAGAUGUGUCUGUAGGACUGUGAGAGGUUAAUCUGAAGAAAGUUAACUGAGCUUCUUUGUUCUUGUCAUGCAGAAUUAGUGAUAUACUUAAAUUCCUGGGUUUACACUUUCUCCAUCCAGAGUCUUAAAUGGUGCUUUUGUUUUUGGCCUACUUGAUUGUUCGUCUGUUUGUUUUUCAGAAUGUAUUUUUAUGCACUCUUGUAUUUACAACAUUUAUUAAAAUAAACUGCAUCUCACAAUGACGUAGACAAAAAAUAAAUUGUGUAGAUGGUUUUGAAAUAGAUUUGCCUAAUUUGAUAAGUCUUCAUGUCUGUCCAGUUUUUGCUGAUUUAGAAAAACACCCCUCAUUUGAUUAUAUUGUGCUAGGAAACUCAGAUUUAUUGAAACGUGUGUAAAAAUACAUUCGGAAUACAAAAAUAGUUUGCACAAUUCUAAAGAGCCUGAAAGUGGUAUCACCCUUAUUUUUCAGUAUGUCCUGAACUCUUUUAAGUUUUCUUAGGAAUAGUUCUCCAGGGUUCUUGAACAAUAUUCAAGCUCUUCUGUUUUGUUUGUUGGCUGUAUUUUGUUCUGUUCCCAGUGUUGUGGUCCAGAUUCUGAUGAGGCAAAUCCAUCACUUCCAGUGUUCCACUAAAGACAUGAUUUUCAGAUUGUGUUCAUUUGUUUCUUCAAUUGUUUUUCUCUGAAGAACACACUGCACACCAUGAUGACAUGUUGUGUUUGAGCUAAUAGCUCUUACAAUGUGUAGACACUACACUGGUUUCAAAGUGGUGUUUUUUGCUUCCAUAAUUCAUAGGUCAGUGUUAAAUGGCUUAAUACCAUAAAACAGAUACAUAGUCUUCUGAAAAUGGUCAGGUACAACAACUUGGCCAAACCUGAGUGAAAAAUCAACCAAUGUCCAAAGAAAAAACAGAGGGUCUUUCGAAAGUCUGGAGAAUUAUUGCCCAUGACAACUUAAAAAAAUAAUAAAAAAUAAAUAAAUGCAAGAAAGGCUGGCAGUGUGGAAGGAUGAAAUAAAGAAAUGAAGGCUGGCUUGAGACCUUCGCACGGUAAUGUACAUUGCUAAUCCGAGAAAGAAGCGCAGUCACAAUAGAAAGUCUCAGGCCUCCGUUUUGUGCUUCAGGUGAAUGGAUGAAUUGUUAGCCAAUCAAACAGGCAGCUUGGAAGGCUAUAGAUCCGAAAGACUUUCAAGCAGUACCAUCAGCUUCACGAUUAUUUAUUUAUAUAAAUAAAUAUUUGAAAAGCCUGC
Messenger RNA from Haplochromis burtoni (Burton's mouthbrooder), 3780 nucleotides. Its product is annotated as solute carrier family 22 member 5. The transcript has 9 exons. Gene Ontology annotation, biological process: transmembrane transport. The coding region runs from base 1310 to 2449 and encodes 379 amino acids. Gene Ontology annotation, cellular component: membrane. Lineage: Eukaryota; Metazoa; Chordata; Actinopteri; Cichliformes; Cichlidae. The record is from RefSeq and is a predicted model, not a curated record. Gene Ontology annotation, molecular function: transmembrane transporter activity.